CACGUUCUCCAAGAUGCCGCUUCGAACGGGCAUAGAAACCCCGAAUGACGUAAGAUGCGGAUGAACACACCGAGGUUGGUUCAAGGAUGACUUCUGCACUGUUUUAGGAUUGACAUGGACGUUAGCGGUGUGUGAUUGAGGCUUUGGCGGUUAGACAACCUACCCUAGGUCAUGUUGCGAGCCUUGCCCAUUGGUGUCACCCCCCUUUGUAGUGUAGGGCUGAUCAGUGACGACGGUUUAACAACGUUGGAGCGAUUGCCAAUUGGCUCAUGGCACAUGAGCACAGCGACAUACCAUCCUACGCGACGACUGCUGCCUUGGACAUUUCAGCACAAGAUGUGCAUCGGCCGCGUGAUUUAAGCCAGCCCAGCCGGCGAGAUUCGAGCAGACUCAGCAGAGGCGGAGUCAUAUGAGGUAUAUCCUCGUAAGCCAUAAGACAUUGGCAAACGUACCUAAUGAUGGCAGAACGGCGGCCGAGGCAUAAACUUGAGCUUGGAAAUUCGGCCCUCAAAUUCCCCGAGCCUUCUUGGGCUUCUCCCAAGCCUUUAUCGAUCCGGGCUAAGGGCGGGGGUAAAGGAAACCGGAGGCCCGUGUUCAAUGCCGUUGGAACGGUUCGUGCAAAGCAUCAACGCUCACCGAGCCAUGGUUAACUCCUGCCGUGUUCGAGCCAACGGCGCCAACAAGUGCCGGCAAGGCAACCAAAUGGCGCAGAAUAUUGCCCGGUAUGAUACUGUGACGGUAUCUCCGAC
Canariomyces notabilis is the source of this 749-nucleotide messenger RNA. RefSeq lists its product as uncharacterized. Bases 459 to 650 code for a protein of 63 amino acids. NCBI's taxonomy places the organism in Eukaryota, Fungi, Ascomycota, Sordariomycetes, Sordariales, Chaetomiaceae. The record is from RefSeq and is a predicted model, not a curated record. The transcript is spliced from 2 exons.